GCGGAGCGGGCGGCCGGGCGCGGAGGAGCCGAGCGGCCCCCGGAGGGCGCGGGGCCGGGCGGGAGCCGCGGUGGCGGAGCUGCGGGUCCUUCAUGAUGAGAUAUUUUGGGGUGCUUCUUUCUCCUCUGUGUAGUUGAUAGUUUGGAUGGUGAGGAGAUGGCUGACAGUGUAAAAACCUUUCUCCAGGACCUUGGCAGGGGAAUCAAAGACUCCAUAUGGGGUAUUUGUACCAUCUCAAAGCUGGAUGCUCGAAUCCAGCAAAAGAGAGAGGAGCAGCGUCGAAGAAGGGCGACUAGUGUCCUGGCACAGAGGAGAGCCCAGAGUAUAGAGCGGAAGCAAGAGAGUGAGCCACGUAUUGUUAGUAGAAUAUUCCAGUGUUGUGCUUGGAAUGGUGGAGUAUUCUGGUUUAGUCUCCUCUUAUUUUAUCGAGUGUUUAUUCCUGUGCUUCAGUCAGUAACAGCCCGAAUUAUCGGUGAUCCAUCACUACAUGGAGAUGUUUGGUCAUGGCUGGAAUUCUUCCUCACAUCAAUUUUCAGUGCUCUUUGGGUGCUGCCCCUGUUUGUGCUUAGCAAAGUUGUGAAUGCCAUUUGGUUUCAAGAUAUAGCUGACCUGGCAUUUGAGGUAUCAGGGAGGAAGCCUCACCCAUUUCCUAGUGUCAGCAAAAUAAUUGCUGACAUGCUCUUCAACCUUUUGUUGCAGGCUCUUUUCCUUAUCCAGGGAAUGUUUGUGAGUCUCUUUCCCAUCCAUCUUGUUGGUCAGCUGGUUAGUCUCCUGCAUAUGUCCCUUCUCUACUCACUGUAUUGCUUUGAAUAUCGUUGGUUCAACAAAGGAAUUGAAAUGCACCAGCGGUUGUCAAACAUAGAAAGGAACUGGCCUUACUACUUUGGGUUUGGAUUGCCCUUGGCUUUUCUCACAGCAAUGCAGUCCUCAUACAUUAUCAGUGGCUGCCUCUUCUCUAUCCUCUUUCCUUUAUUCAUUAUCAGCGCCAAUGAAGCAAAGACCCCUGGCAAAGCGUACCUCUUCCAGUUGAGACUCUUCUCCUUGGUGGUCUUUUUAAGCAACAGACUCUUCCACAAGACAGUGUAUCUGCAGUCUGCCCUGAGCAGCUCAACCUCUGCAGAGAAGUUCCCUUCACCGCAUCCAUCACCUGCCAAACUGAAGGCUGCUGCAGGCCACUGAGUUGCCUGCCACCCAAAGGGGAUGGGUGGGAUUGGAGGGAGGCUGUGGCAGCUCUGUUCCCUGCUUCACCUCCGUCUGCCAGGGAAAGCAGGACCCACGCUGCCAAGGGCCUUCUGCAUAUUCACUUCUCUCUGAGGAAUUGGAAGGUUUGUCUCUGGUGCACAUAAGGCAGAAUCUUCCUGACACCAGUGUGUGGAUUCUUAACACCACCGUGAGUCUGAAAGGACCACAGGUUUUUCUGCAGCUAUUUUCUAGCAUUUGCCAUCCCCUGUGCCUGGACUGAUUUGAAUACUUUGUUUUUCUCCCUGUGCCAUUUUACCCUCCCACCUUUCCUGUCUUCUACCACCCUUGGAUGAAUGGAUUUUGUAAUUCUAGCUGUUGUAUUUUGUGGAUUUGUUAUUUUUGUUUUUCUGUGAAGCACAUAUGUUGGAUGUGGGAGGUAAAGGAGUAUGUCAGUUGCUCCUGGUCACUCCUUUUAUAGCCAUCACUGUCUUGUUUCUUGUAACUCAGGUUAGGUUUUGGUCUCCCUUGCUCCACUGCAAAAAAGAAAAAAAAAAAGCCUGAAGAGAUGAAGCGAUGGGACGAGAGGAAAGACCUCACAGCCAGAUCUGCCAGGUUUUAGAGUAAUUUUUCUUUUUCUUCCCCUUGAAGGGGAAAAAGCUUUUUUCACUGGUACAUUUAAAGCCCCCAACUAUGGGGAGAUACCAAUUCUGGCAAGUGCCACUGCAACACAAUACUCAGAGAACCUGAACUUUUCAACUCUGGGGGAGCAGAAAUUUACUGUUGGCCACUGCCAGGUCUGUCUGGUAUUUCAAAGGAAUAUUGGGUGCUGCAAAUAGGAACUGAAGGGGUAAACUAUUAAACCCAUUAAAUCUUGUUAUUGGUUGGUGUUUUCCUGUCAUUAUAAGAGACUAAAUAUGGGGGCAAUGUCAAAAUACUUGUACAAUUUUAAAAUUUCACAAUUAAACGUGAGCUGGUUUCCCA
Molecule: messenger RNA, 2163 nt
Organism: Lemur catta (Ring-tailed lemur)
Lineage: Eukaryota; Metazoa; Chordata; Mammalia; Primates; Lemuridae
Gene: EI24
Product: EI24 autophagy associated transmembrane protein
Exons: 11
Coding region: 157-1179 (340 amino acids)
Biological process (GO): macroautophagy
Cellular component (GO): endoplasmic reticulum
Source: RefSeq, a predicted model, not a curated record